AUGUCGCUCCCCAAGCCCGAAACCCAACUCGGCACCCACUGUUCGACAAUCUUCAACGACACCCUCUACGCCUACUCCUCCACCGCCUUCCAAUCCAUCUCCCUCACCAGCGGCGCCGAAUGGCAGACACUCCCCACAAACAUCAACACAGUCGGCUCCGAGUGCGUCCACGCACACAAAAACACCGCGCAAGAAGCACUCUACAUUGUCGGCGGCACAACCUCCAAUGCCUCCGCGAUCCCUGCAAACGGCUUCAUGGGCUUGCAGCGCUACCUCUUCAACGACAAGAAGUGGGAGACAAUAGGGCUCCCUGUGGCUGUCACGUAUAAUUUGACAAAUCAUGGCGCUACGUUCCUGGAAACAAGCCAGCAGAUCAUCGUCUUCUCGGGCACCACAUGGCCAGACACACAGACGCCCUCCGCAAACACAUACCUCAUCGCAACCGCCGCACCACACGAAAUCACAUCUAUCCCCGCCGCCGAUCCGCUGCUUGCCCCGCUGGUACUACCAUGGGGCGAUGGCGCCGCGCUUAUUGUCGGCGGUGACGAGAAUAAUAGGGGGCUGCGGACGUUCACGCCGGGGAGCGGGUGGGCGGCGCUGGAAAUGAGCUUGGCGUCGGGCCUGCCGGCGAAGGGGAAGGCGGGCGUGAGUCUGAUGAAUGGCGAUGAUGGGAGUAGGAUGCUGUAUACGUUUGACCUGACGACGGGGCCGACGGGGGUCACGCAGUUGCUGGUGAAGGAGGCGGAUGCGGCGACGAGGGUGCGGGGGAGGCAGGAGACGUCGGCCGCCGCGUCCGCGCUGACGGCGUCGAAUUGGCCGAGCUAUAAUGAUACGCUGGCGCCGACGCUGACGAUGGAUGGCGUGUCGGUGGCGUAUGAGGGGGACAUGGUGGUGAUCAGCCCGGCCGACGACUCGUACCCGCUCGCCGUCUUUGACGCCCGCACAAACUCGUGGAAGAACACGACGGAGCUCUUUGGCGUCACCAGCGACGAGAACGAGAAGUCCAUCUCGACUUUCUCGGCCAACCCGAGUACCUCCUCUACAAGCACCUCCCCGCUGCCCACCGGCACGUCCACCACCGAAUCCUCGACCACAACAAUUGCAGCGAGCUCAGACUCCACCGGGCUGUCAACAGUCCAGAUCCUAUUCAUCGUCCUCGGCGUCAUCCUCGGCAUCAUCGCCGCCCUCGGCAUCGCACUGGUCCUCAUAAAACGCCGCCGCAAGCAGAAAAACGCCAAACUCGGCGGCGCCCGCCGCAUGAGCUUCCAAGACCGCGGGACCUCUUACAUGCAAGAAGAUCCCGACACCGCCCCGCUCCCACCGCGCUUCCCCCGCCCCGCAAUCGACAGCUGGGCCUCCAAAGACAUCGAAAAACCGCCCUUCUCCCGCGACGGGCCCAUCGUGACCGCCAUCGGCGGCCAGGGCGUUAUCUCAUCAAACCACGCAUCCGCCCUCCCCUCCGGCGACCCAAACAUGCCCGCCCGCAGCUCUGGCUGGAGCAAGUACUUCUCGGGCAACGAGCUCGCCAUGCCGCAGCGCUCGUACGCGCACUCGGCACACUCGUCAACAUACACUGACCUCUCCAUCUCCUUCCCGACACUCAAGAGCGCCGCCCCCGUCCGCGAGGGCCAGAUCCACCCGAACCCGUUCCUGCGCAGCCCGGGCGUUGGCGUGGCCGCAAGCGGCCUGGCCACCCCUUCCUCGGGCGUCAUGUCGUACCACGAAGCCAGCGGAUCUAGCAGCCUCCAGAGAUCGGGGUCGAAAGGAUUGAUGCUGCAGGAUCCGGGCGUGGGCGUCAGUUCGCCAUCCGGCCAGCGCAGGAGCAGUGGCGCGUCGGUGUCGUCGAUGGGCGCGAGUGAGUAUUCGAGCGGCGUGCCGGAGAGUCUGGUCGACCAUGAGUGCAAUGGGCCCGGCGGAUGGAGCCCGGUCGGCGGGAAGGGGUGCGAAGCGCGGGGACAGGUUACCAGUAGCUUGUAUCCGGAUAGUCCCGGGCUGUAUCCGCCUGGCAGAGCGAUGGUGGCGAGUAGUGUGUAUCCGGAUAGCCCAGGGCUGUAUCCACCGGCGCCGGCGGGGAGGGGGCCGGUCGCGAGCAGUGUGUAUCCGGAUAGUCCAAGGUUGCAGGUUAGGGCUUUGGCGGUGAACAAGGCGGGGGAUCCGCAGCCAGGGCAGGAUGUGGAUAAUCUUAGCUGGUUGAAUCUGAGGCAGUAG
Messenger RNA from Morchella sextelata, 2208 nucleotides. RefSeq lists its product as uncharacterized. NCBI's taxonomy places the organism in Eukaryota, Fungi, Ascomycota, Pezizomycetes, Pezizales, Morchellaceae. Gene Ontology annotation, molecular function: protein binding. The transcript has a single exon. The record is from RefSeq and is a predicted model, not a curated record. The coding region runs from base 1 to 2208 and encodes 735 amino acids.